Messenger RNA from Acanthocheilonema viteae, 1290 nucleotides. NCBI's taxonomy places the organism in Eukaryota, Metazoa, Nematoda, Chromadorea, Rhabditida, Onchocercidae. The record is from the annotation of a GenBank genome assembly.
AUUAGUCCACGACAAGAUCAUUAUGAUAGUAUAUGUUAUAUGAUGUGGUGUGGACAGUCAUCAUUUGGUCGAAUAAUUACUUCUCAUCCAGCACUUGAGGGAACUUUUUGUGGUUCAUCAAAAUGGUGUGAACUUGGUCGAUGUGUACCGUGGCCUGGUAUUGGCCCAGCUGCUACACCUAAGCGUAUCGAUGGACAAUGGUCUGACUGGUCUGAAAUUUCAUGUCAAUCAUGCAAAUGCUCUGAUAUAACUGGUAGUAUAGGUAUUGCAACAAGUUCUCGAAGUUGCAGUAAGCCAGCACCUGCAAAUGGUGGUGCAGAAUGUAUGGGUGCAACAUUGCGUGCAGUUAUAUGCAAUCGUCGUUGCACAUCAUCAACUAAAUCGAUUGAGAAUCACAUUAAAGAACACUGCACGCAACAGAAAAAGCUAAAAAAUGAUUCCGAUUUAACUGGAAGUGGAACACAAUUAACUCGUUAUCCUCAACGUGCAUGCAAGGUUUUUUGUGAUGUGAUAAAUCGUUAUGGAUCACAACGAAAUUAUCGCUUUUUUGGUAAUAUUCUUCCAGAUGGUUCACCAUGUGGCACUAAUAAGUAUUGCUUGGAUGGCGAAUGUCUUCCAUUAUCAUGUGAUAAGAGUGCAUUAAUCACACGUGAUUUAUCCUGCCCUAGCACUAGCGAACGAUGCCCUCAGGGAACUGUAAUAACUAAUACAGUAUCUGCUCAAUGGUCAUCCUGGUCAACAUGGACAUUUUGCUCACAAACAUGUGGUACAGGCUACAGACAGCGAGUUCGAUCAUGCAAUGGUGGAAAAAAUCAAUGCUCAGGUGGAUCAUCAGAAAAAAUUCAGUGUAAUUUGCCAGCUUGUGGUACAACGUCAGAGCAAGAAGGUAGCUGGAGUGAAUGGACUCCGUGGAAUCAAUGUUCCGUUACGUGUGGUAUCGGAUCGCAAGCACGAUAUCGACGAUGCACCAGUUCAUCGCAAAAUUCACUUUCAUUCUCAUGUCCAGAAAAUUCAAUGGAAACGAGACAAUGUAAUAUGGGUACAUGCAAUACGGGUACAGUUGGUUUAUGGGGUAGUUGGACGGAAUGGUCACAAUGCUCAAUUAGCUGUGGACCUGGAAUACGAAGUCGAAAUCGUUACUGCACCAAAGAACCAUGCGAUGGUUCAGGACAAUCAAGAAUGUCAUGUAAUUUGGGUCCAUGUGAAAUUAACCUUCGAUGGUUGCAAUGGGAAGCAUGGUCACAAUGCACUUUGACCUGUGGAAAAGGUGUACGUAGCAGAAAGAGGUAA